Paracoccidioides brasiliensis Pb18 is the source of this 642-nucleotide messenger RNA. RefSeq lists its product as uncharacterized. Gene Ontology annotation, cellular component: mitochondrion. The transcript has 3 exons. Gene Ontology annotation, biological process: superoxide metabolic process. Gene Ontology annotation, molecular function: metal ion binding; superoxide dismutase activity. Bases 1 to 642 code for a protein of 213 amino acids. The record is from RefSeq and is a predicted model, not a curated record.
AUGAGCCAAACAUUCUCGCUUCCCAGCCUACCAUACGCCUACAAUGCCCUUGAACCCGCCAUUUCGGCGCAGAUCUUGGAGCUUCAUCAUGCCAAGCACCACAACACGUAUGUGACAAACCUCAACAAGGCCCUUCAAGAUCAGGCUGCUGCGGCAAAGGAGGGUAAUCUCCCGGUCCAAGUCAAUCUGCAACCGAUCAUUAAUUUCAAUGCUGGCGGCCAUAUCAACCACUCACUCUACUGGGUAAGCCUCGCACCCACCGGAGCUCCAGAGACGAAGAUUGAGGCCGCGCCAAAAUUAUGGGAAGCUAUUCGGAAGCAGUGGGGAGACGAGAGUGCAUUCCGUCGCAAAUUCAACGAGGCCCUAUUGGGCAUUCGGGGCAGUGGAUGGGGAUGGCUGGUUCGCCAGGGGAACCAAGGACCGUUGGCUAUUACCACGACGCAGGAUCAGGAUAUCGUUGGCAAGGACCGGAUACCUAUUUUUGUAGUAGACAUGUGGGAACAUGCGUAUUAUUUGCAGUACCUGAACGGGAAAGCCGCCUAUGUCGAGAACGUGUGGUCAAUCAUCAACUGGAAAACUGCAGAGGAUAGAUAUCUUGGAGGAAGUGCCGAUGCCUUCAAAUUCCUCAAGGCGGCAAUGUAG